Daphnia carinata is the source of this 1495-nucleotide messenger RNA. RefSeq lists its product as uncharacterized. The coding region runs from base 125 to 1090 and encodes 321 amino acids. Lineage: Eukaryota; Metazoa; Arthropoda; Branchiopoda; Diplostraca; Daphniidae. The transcript has 5 exons. The record is from RefSeq and is a predicted model, not a curated record.
AAAGCGUGAAAGCCGGUGCUCCUUAUUGGAUCGGCAUUAAAAGUCCAGCGCGAGAAAAGAAGAUUUUAUUGUUGGCGUAGUUUUCUUUUUUUGGAAUUCGAAACUUUCUCAACGUGAAUUGAUUAUGAGUCUCGAACUGAAAUUGCAAGAGAACGGUGAAAACAAGUUACAGCUUCCUGGCGGCGAUCUUCAAGGUUUCGUCUGUUUCACUUGGACCUCAGUUUUCCACAAAUACGUAGACUAUUGCAACUUGAUCAAGAUUCAGGUCACCCUCGAAGGUUACCUGGUGACUAAUCCUUCCAACAAGCUCAGCAGCGGGAAAAAAUUCUACACUUCCGAGAUUUUGUGUAUCCGAGGUAUCUAUGGAGAGAAGCGGUUGGGUGAAGUAUUCCCAAAGCGAUCUUUUGCGUUUCCGUUUAUGGUUAGACCGAAUCACCCGCAGCACAUGAUGCCAUCAUGUCGCUCUGCCAAAAUGUUAAACGUGGUUUAUCGCCUGAAAACACGCGUUACGUUACGUGAUCACGGUCAGCAAAGAUCGCCCGAUGCGGCUUACACUUGCUUCAGCCACCAAUUGCCAUUUAAUAUGACACCAGGAUUGACUCCUAAUCAGGCCACGCUGGAAGCUAUCCAGCGGGCACGUAGUGCGUUCGAGACAAGCGGUGACAAUCACGUCAACAAGGCCGUCACAUUAAAUGAUGCAUUCCAAAUCAGGGCGUCACUUUCAGAUCCAGUGGCUAGUGCUCAAUCGCCCGGUGCGAUCGAAGUUCUGGUCCGUCUAGAUCAGAUUCAUGACACCACCAAGCCCGUUUCAAAAAUCAUUGGUAAACUCAUUCAGGAGUGUACCAUCGAAGAAGGAAUGACCGUGCGUAAAAAGGCGAAAUUAUUUAACAUUCGCCUUGAUGAUGGCCAAUGGCGAGACCGCAAAUGCGAGGAAUUAUCGAUUCCUUUCAAUUUGCCUUCAGGUCUUUUGCCGACCCUCAUCGAAAAGGAUCGCAGCGCCAAAGUCUCAUAUCGUAUCCAGGUGGGCGCUCACGUUGGUAAAAAGGAAGAAUGUUUCGUCACCUUGCCGCUGAUUGUCGUGGCCCAUUAAAUAUGGUGACGUUAGUAUACGAUCUCGUUCUAGAUUAGUAGCUGAUCAACGACGACGUCAUGUGUAAACGUCAUUUCUCAGUCAGACGUACAGACAUUCUCAGGUCACGUCUCGACGCUGCGUGCGUUCAUUUUUUUCCUCUGUUUAUCCCGCAAACAUCUCACGUUUCUCUCGUAUUGUGUUCUUUGCGAUGAAAAAUAACAAAAUGAUCUUUGAUAUCCGUAUUUACAUUUGAACUUUUAGUCAUCGUAUAUUUUACUAUUCACGAUCUAAUUUUGUGUAUACAUCUGGAAUGAACUAGAUUGCAUUGCUCUCGUGAAAAACAAACAAACAACCUUUGAACCGUUUGAAAAUAUUAUGUAUCGCAUCACGUACUUUUGUUAACGCUUAAUAUAAAAUUGAAUC